Mycena indigotica is the source of this 858-nucleotide messenger RNA. Its product is annotated as MYND-type domain-containing protein. The transcript is spliced from 2 exons. Bases 16 to 858 code for a protein of 280 amino acids. The record is from RefSeq and is a predicted model, not a curated record. Lineage: Eukaryota; Fungi; Basidiomycota; Agaricomycetes; Agaricales; Mycenaceae.
UCUUUGCUUUCCACCAUGAAUCCCCUACUCCGUCUCGCGAAUUUGGACCGGCUGCCCAUCACGAUUAGGGUCCAUGCAAAGGCGGCAAGCGGACCGACCGGCUCGUUAGCCGCUCUCGAAAGAAUCUUGCGCUUCCUCCCGACAAUGUCCUCUGAAUCCUUGCAAAAUCUCAUCCCACUGCUCUACAACAUCCUUGAUCCUGACUACGCGGACCUGUCCACCUUCUUUGAAGCCCCAAAGCCGAAUUACACGCUUGUCCACCGUGCAGCACUGGCUUUGGAGAUCAUGUACCAGAAUCCUAUUGUCAACAGUGCCAUCGAGGCAGCACCAGACAUCUGGGAGAGAGUUUGGCCCUGGGUCCACUUUCUCUACCAAUUCCGCGACAUGUUAGGCAGCAAUCUCCCGGCAGCACCAUUCAUCAGUGCUGUCCUUGUGGGUGCAAUGGCAAGACUUACAGAACAUUCAAGAGAGCUCCGUGAAAAGAUAAUGGAAACUCCAGGUGCUCUAGCUGUUGUGGCUGGCUGCUGGCCUCACAUCCUUCAAAUUGAAAAUCCAACUGAGCGAAUGCUACCUUGUGUGAUGGUAGCAGUAUUUAUCAAAGAUGAGCGGAUUACUCGCCAACCAUACCUAAAUGAUAUUGUCCAUGCAACAGGGGGCUCUGUGUGGCACUUUUCACAGGUGGUCAUGAAGCAGAUUCAGGUUCUUGAUUUGCCUCAGAACUCGGCAGAUGAGAAGACCAUUCGACAAUUCACCAUCAUGGCACAUCUUUCAAGCUAUUUUGACAGGGAUGCACCUAGUGAUAAUUCUCCUCCUCUUAGUCUAUAUACUCAAGCACUUUUGAAACAUGGUUUUAGCUAG